Molecule: messenger RNA, 2089 nt
Organism: Asparagus officinalis (garden asparagus)
Lineage: Eukaryota; Viridiplantae; Streptophyta; Magnoliopsida; Asparagales; Asparagaceae
Product: ATP-dependent 6-phosphofructokinase 6-like
Exons: 15
Coding region: 1-1800 (599 amino acids)
Biological process (GO): glycolytic process; fructose 6-phosphate metabolic process
Cellular component (GO): cytoplasm
Molecular function (GO): 6-phosphofructokinase activity; ATP binding
Source: RefSeq, a predicted model, not a curated record
AUGGCAAUGGCGAAACCCUCGAAUUUGUCAAAGUUCUCGUCAGAGGAUCCGCCAAAUAACAUAUCGGUCUCCGACACUGAAGGCGAAGAGCGAGGCAGAGAAGAUGGUGUUGGAGGAGGACGAGGAGCCCGUGUGUUAAGUCUAAUGAAAUUCCAUAAUAAGCCUUAUUACUCUUUGAUCCGCCUAUCACUUUUAAGCCCAAGCUGGGCCCACCAAUCCCAACUGGAUAAAACUGGUCAGAUCACGGCGGCCGCCGCCCUUACCUCCUCCCCUCUCCUCCCAUCUCCGAUCAAACACAAUCCCUCUCUUCUCCUAACCCCUAAAACCCCUAGCUUUCGUCUUCGCUUUCGCUCUACAACAAUUCGCUCCGCGGCCGCACAAAUCGCGAAUGAUUCCGCCGGAGACGGCGGAUUCGUGCUGGAGGACGUCCCUCAUCUCACUGAUCACCUGCCCGAUCUACCGGCGUACGGAAGUCCUAUUCGAAGUAGUCCGGCGUAUGCGAUUGUGAAGCAAAACUUUGUUACCUCGGAAGAUGUGGUUGCUCAAAGGGUUGUUGUGCAGAAGAAUAGUCCUAAAGGGGUGCACUUUCGGCGUGCUGGACCAAGGGAACAAGUUUACUUUCGUCCAGAAGAGGUUUGCGCUUGCAUUGUUACAUGUGGUGGUCUAUGCCCAGGGAUCAAUACAGUGAUCCGUGAGAUAGUUUGUGGUCUAAACUAUAUGUAUGGAGUCAACAACAUUAUUGGAAUUGAGGGAGGAUAUAGGGGCUUCUACUCAAAAAAUACCAUUACACUGACACCAAAGGUUGUCAGUGAUAUUCACAAACGUGGUGGCACCGUCCUUCGUACAUCUCGAGGUGGUCAUGAUACCAACAAAAUAGUUGAUAGUAUCCAGUAUCGUGGAAUUAAUCAAGUCUACAUUAUUGGAGGUGAUGGCACUCAAAAAGGAGCAGCAGCCAUAUAUCAGGAAGUUGAGAAACGUGGUCUUCAAGUGGCAGUUGCUGGAAUUCCUAAGACUAUUGAUAAUGAUAUUGCUGUAAUAGACAAAUCUUUUGGUUUCGAUACUGCUGUUGAAGAAGCACAGAGGGCCAUAAAUGCUGCGCAUGUCGAAGUUGAAAGUGUAGAAAAUGGUGUUGGUAUUGUAAAGCUCAUGGGCCGCUACAGCGGGUUUAUUGCCAUGUAUGCUACUUUGGCGAGUAGAGAUGUGGAUUGUUGUUUGAUUCCGGAAUCCCCAUUUUAUCUGGAAGGCCCCGGUGGUCUUUAUGAGUUUGUUGAACAACGACUUAAAGAAAACGGUCACAUAGUUAUUGUGGUGGCAGAAGGAGCAGGACAGGACCAUGUAGCUCAACAUGUGGGCAUUAUCAAUGAAAAGGACGAAUCUGGAAAUCGCCUUCUUCUGGAUAUUGGUCUAUGGCUAUCUCAAAAGAUAAAGGAUCAUUUCACAAGGGACAGGAAAUUACCAGUAUAUCUCAAGUAUAUAGAUCCUACCUACAUGAUCCGAGCCAUUCCAAGCAAUGCAUCCGAUAAUGUCUACUGUACACUUCUCGCACAAAGUGCUGUCCAUGGAGCCAUGGCAGGGUACACAGGUUUCACAGUUGGACCCGUAAAUGGCAAACAUGCAUACAUCCCAAUUUCCAGGGUUACGGAGACUACAAAUGUCGUCAAGGUAACCGACAGAAUGUGGGCUAGGCUUCUCGCCUCCACAAACCAACCAAGUUUCUUUAGCAAUGAUGAGGAGGUGAGGGAGAUGGUUGACAAGGAAACCCUUCAAUUGAUUGAUAACAUGAGGAUCAACUCAUUGUGAAAAAAUGUGGCUUCAGCCGGUUUUAAAGGAUCUCGUAGUUUGCUUCAGUUUUAAAAUUAUACUCGAAGAACUUGAAGAUAUUCCAAUAAAGGGCUUCCACUUCUCUCUUAUUGUGCUAUGUAACACUCUGAUGCAAUCAAAGAGUUCUUAGUUUAUCUUUGAGAAAUCUGAUAAUUUUAUAUGAUUAUUUUAGUAACGAGGGUGUAAUAGCUUGGAGUUUACACAGAUAUUGUUCAAACAUUUUCUUACAUAUUUUCAUCAAUAACCAUUUAAAACUGCCAUUUGCAUA